Spirodela intermedia is the source of this 708-nucleotide messenger RNA. The record is from the annotation of a GenBank genome assembly. Lineage: Eukaryota; Viridiplantae; Streptophyta; Magnoliopsida; Alismatales; Araceae.
AUGCAUAAUUAUGACCAGCAGCUUGAAUUAAAAACAUUGCCAUCCACUCUCAAAUAUGCUUUUCUUGGUAAAAAUAAUACUUUUCCUAUCAUCAUUUCUUUAUCAUUAACACCAGCACAAGAAGAACAGCUGAUGAAUAUUCUUCAGGUGCAUAGGGCAGCAAUCAACUGGUCUCUUGCAGACAUCAAAGGCAUUAGUGCAGACACGUGUAUGCACAUAAUUUUUAUUGAGGAAAAUGUCAAACCCUCUAGAGAAGCCCAAAGACGAUUGAAUCCUAAGAUGCUAGAAGUGGUGAAGAAAGAGAUUAUGAAAUGGUUAGAUGCAAGGAUCAUAUAUGCCAUCUUGGACAGCCCAUGAGUAAGCCCUAUCCAUGUAGUACCCAAGAAGAUAAGAAUCACGGUGUCGAGAAAUGAAAAAGAGGAGGAGAUUCAAACUAGAUUACCAUCAAGUUGGAGAAUUUGCAUAGAUUAUAGAAAGUUAAAUGCUGUAACAAAAAAAUAUCAUUUUCCUUUACCUUUUAUUGAUCAAAUUUUAGAAAAAUUAGCUGGUAAACAUUUUUUCUGUUUCUUAGAUGGAUAUUCUGGUUAUAAUCAAAUAGCUAUACAUCCAGAUGAUCAAGAAAAGACCACCUUUACAUGUCCUUUUGGCACUUAUGCAUUUAGGAGAAUGCCCUUCGGUUUAUGUAAUGCACCAUCUACAUUUCAAUGA